GUCCGGGAAGAGGAACUCUCUUGACAGCUGGCGUGUCGGCUUUUAGACACAGGGCGGAGCUUCAAUACCGAACUUGUUACCGUUGUCUGCAGUGAUAUCAUAACACUGCAAUAUGAAGACUGGCUCAUGUGAUUGCCGCUCAUCUCCAUCCCUGUGCAAGACACGGGUGUUAUAAUAAGGGCAAAAGGUGAGCAUGGGGAAUAAAAGGACAGCUGAAGGAAGGAUGCCAGCUGAGGCCCUCAUCCCUUUAUAUCUGCCACCACUGUCAGCCUCUGACUAAAGAUUGAUAGAAAAUGGCUCAGUCUAUGAGGAGGCCGGAAACUUUAGGAGCCAUGGACCAUGAGCCCCAGCGGGACAAGACCAGGAGCAGCUACUUUGGCAACGUCAAGAGCAGGCUGGGCUCAAAGCUUCCUCCUGGCAUCUCUCAGCCUCCGCAGUUUGCUAAGCGGCCCUGGGAGACUCAACCUCAAGCACGAAUAAUGCAGAAGCCCCCAGUAAUCAGCCACUAUCAGCAGCAACCCACUGUGGGCCGGCCUCUCAACCAUGUCCCACACAUCAGAAACCCCAAACUGCGGCAGUACUACCUGCAAGGGACUUCAUGGGAUCUGAACAAUACUGCAGUGAAGCAAGGGCAUCUGAGUGCACCAUCAGAUGGCAGCACAAGCAGCAGGGGUCUCCCUGGGGACACUGUGUUCAGCAUCUCAUCUCAGUUCAACAGUCAUGGUACAUCCUCAGUAGAAGACAGCAAAAUGGCCCACUGUCCCUCCCAUACCUCCUCAAAUGUAUCCUCUUCACCUGCUGUCCUCAUCCCUAGAGAGCAGCCGGUCAUUCCAGAGGAGAAAAGCACUUCCACCAGUCAUGGAUCGUCUCAGUCAGAGCUGAUCCCAGAAUCUGAUCCUAAAGAGAAGCCGGAGAUGGAGGCUGAUCAAGACUCUUUGGAUACUCUCCCUGGUCCAGCUUACUCCCCCUCACCAGAAGCAGAAUAUGACAAACUACUGGAUGUGGAGGCGGUACCAUUGCCUGAUGGGCAGCUCUGCUUAUUGACUCUCCCACCAGAGUGCUGUGAGGGGGAGGGACCAGAGGCCGUGUCGUACCUCAAACUGUUCUGCCGCUAUAUCACCGACCGCAAGGGUGUGGUUUCCGGUAUCCUGUUGGUGACUUCUAAUAAGAUCUUCUUUGACCCGUGUAAGACACAAGCUCUGGUGAAGGAACAUGGCUGUGAGGAGUACCUUCUGUCAUGUUCUAUUGACAACCUAGCAUCUGUCUCCUUCUUCUCUGACAUCUCACAUGUUCACUUUAACACCUCCAAACAGAGGAGAAAAGGAAAGAAUUUUUUCCAGAAGCUCACUAAAAGCCGAGCAAUUGGCUCCCCAGCCCGCAAGUCGCGUCCAGCUCUGGUGCCUGCGGUUUCAUCAGAUUUGUCCAGUCUGGGUCUGAAUAAAGAUGUUUCAGAAGAGGAGGAGGCAGAGAGCAGAAACACUGCAGAGGCAGAGUGGGAGCUCGAUAACAGGCCUCUGGAGGUGCUGUCGGAGACGUCUGUAGGUGGUCUGGGAGUGGCUGUUCUGAGCAGUGCUGCCACCUUCUGCUGUGGAGGCCAAGAGGUGGCAAGUAAAGUGAAGACAGAGCUGCUGCACACUGAUGAAGCUGAGAAAUCGCAUGUGAAGAGUCAGACUGCAGUGCCUCAAAGGUCUUCAGCAGAUCUUCCAGGGAGUCUGAUGUUUGUACGGCUGCGGGUUCAGCCGUCUGCAGGAAAGAAAAAAAGUGUAAGAGGUCUUCACCUGGGGUCGGCCAAAACUUCACCUCAAAGGGAUGCCUGGCUUGCCCUUUCACAAGAAAGCUCCGACAAGCUGUAUGCUUACUUAACACGCUGUCAGCCAGACCUGUGUAUACUGGAGGGAAGAGGGGAGGAGGGCGAGGCGGAUCGCGAUGAAGAGGAGUUUGUGCUUAUUGAGGAUGAGGAGGAGGACGAGGGUGAUGAAGAAGAGGUGUUCCAGAGGCACCGCAGCUCGGGAGAUGACUGGGAGAUGGUGUUAAUGGAAGAGAGCGAGGAGAAGCCAACCCUGGUCAUCGACAGGGAUCCUGAAGGACUCGGCAGUAUUAUCGAGAACAGCCACGUUUUGGAAACAUCACAUGUUAGAGAGUUAUGUAAGGAGCUUCCCCCCAGGACAGUCGCCCGCCCCUGGCAGCUGGCGUACAGUACGUCACGCCAUGGUUCCAGUCUUAAGUCCCUCUACAGAAAACUCAGUGGUACUGACUCUCCUGUGCUUAUUGUCAUUAAGGAUGCACUUGAUGAGAUAUUUGGGGCCUUCCUCUCUCACCACCUGAGGCCCAGUGAGACGUUUUACGGCACAGGAGAAACAUUCCUGUUCAUGUUGCACCCUCGCUUCAAGUGCUUCAGAUGGACUGGAGAAAACUCCUUUUUCAUUAAAGGAGACUUGGAUUCCUUUGCAAUCGGUGGAGGCAGCGGCCACUUUGGUCUGUGGGUCGAUGAGAAUCUGUACAUGGGUCGCAGCAGCCCCUGCUACACUUUCAAUAACUGUUGCCUGUCAGAAACCGACGACUUCCGCAUCAUGGAGCUGGAGGUGUGGACAUUCAGCUGAGGAGACUGGCCAUCUCCUUGACUCACCUUGUUGCCACUGAUCAACUUUAUCAAUACAGCUUUUAUCACUGAGCAAAAACAAAUACAGCUACUUGGUCAUUUCAUGGUAAUGUCCAUGUAAAAAAAAAAAAUCAAACAAAAGCUGCUGAUGUAUCUGUGUGAUUAAGUGCUGUGGAUCUUAGUGAACUGAAAUGCACUGGAAAAGGCCGAUCUUUGAACAGCUUUCUGUUCCAGAAUGGGGUUUAACGGUAGCCUGACUCAUUCCUCUGGGUCUGGCAACCAAAUCGAGUUCUACUACAUAAUAGUGAGCGGAGCUGAGCUGCUGUGAAACUGGAUUCUCUGAAUCCUCAUUUUGGAUGGAGCUGAAUACAAGUCUCCAAGAUUGCACUUUGCUCUUAAUGUGAAUCAGUAACUUCAUGAUAACUGUUCAUUUAUCAUGUGAAAAUGGUGGUACGCCUGUCUUCAUAGGUAAUACAUACCCUGUAGAACUGUUCAGUUAACGCUAAAUGUUCGAUACCCACAUUAAUCUAUUUCCUAACCUGCACGUGUACAGCCAACAGUCCCGCAAAUAAGCUUCCUUUUGUCAGUCACCAUUCAUUUCUGUGGUUUUUCAUGAUUUAGCAUCAGACAGCAUAAAUUAAUAUUGCAGUGAAACAUGUAAGAAUACUUGGAGCGCCACUCUGAGAAAAACUUCAAUAGAAAAACAUCUGUACUUGCGAUGACUCGCACACCUUGUUCAUGACUAUUCUGAAGUCGUUUCAUUUAAAAUGCUGACUCAUACGGCACUGUGGUCUCUCAACAUGAAACAAAAGACUCAAUUGUUACUGCAAAUAAUGCAAUUUGGUCAUCUGUAACAUGCUUUCACUCCAUUACUCCCAUCUACUGUGCUCUCUUUGUACAGUAUUAGAGAUUAGCUAAUAAAAAUAAGCACAAUGUGGAAUACUACAAAUAAGCUGAUGUAUGAUUCAUUCACUUUGCAGUGUGUGCUGGAUGCUGCCAGAAAGAACAAAUUCAUUUUGUUUAAAAAAACACUUUUAUUUCACCUUGUGAAAAAUGGCACUGGUAGGUUACAGAAUAACAGUGUUUUUUCCCCCUCAAGGCUCCAAACAGUCAGAUAUUUCACAUGGCCGGGACCUGGUAUGACUUUUACAGAGCCAUAUUCCAAAUUAAUGUUAUUCUCAUUCAUCAGAAUUCAGUGUUACUACUUCCAAUGUCUUUUCUUGAAUACUAGGGUUUUCUGUUUCUCAGUACAAACUGAAAUAAGGACUUGAAGAGGAAACAUUUUGUAUGAUUUGAAAAGGAAAAAAUAAGAUACACAGAGAAACUGCUAGAUAUUUUUUAAAAUGGCAAAAAUGAAGGAUUUUCUGUUGUCUAGCUACAGACACAAGCAAAUACAUUUUGACUGGAGCAAGAAUACAGUACACAGUAUAUCAUGUGCCUUUCAGUUCAACAAUCAAACAGUCAGAUAUGCCCAUUUGGUUCCACUGAGUUACAUAAAUAUGCAUCUAGUGGGGGUGUGACUUAUGGAUUUUCUUUGUGCUCCACCGCUGCUCUGUCUGCACGUCAGCUGCUUUACGUAUCAAAAUCAGUGUUCUUUGGUGUGGUCACAUUAUUUAAACAGACAAUUUGCAACAUUUGAUUUCAAACUCAAAGUUUGAGAAAACAGCUGAAUAAAUAAUAGUAUGUGCCACAGUUCAGUUUUGCUUUUCCUGCAAUGUUUGUCCCCUGAGGCAGAGAUGGGUGUUCCCUCCAGCUGCCUCGGCAAGAACAUCAGGCGUUACCCAGCUCAGACAGAGCUUUCAGGCAACGUCUUCACAAGCUGCCGAAUUACAGCUGGAGGCAACAGCUGCACUGGGGCUCUCUCUGGGUACACUCAGCAACAGGAAAACUGCACAAACAACACCAGGAUACAAAUGAGGACAUAUUUCAUCUUCGGCUGGGUUGUGAUGCGCAUAUAUGAAUUUUCUGUAGGGUGAAACGACACUUGCGCUUAAGAAUGACUCGGCAGGCCUCUGUCUACAUUUUGUAUCAACAUUAUUCAGCAGCUACAAGCAGAGAGAGGAGGUCUGAAUGUAUUUGCAACUGUUCAGUGCAAGUUCUUCAUUAAAAUAUACUACUGUAUUAUAGCAGUAACAGUACAGUAUGUGUACUGUUUGUCACAAUACAAAUACUGUAUAAAAAAAAAAAAAACUGUUC
Messenger RNA from Monopterus albus (swamp eel), 4795 nucleotides. Its product is annotated as nuclear receptor coactivator 7. The record is from RefSeq and is a predicted model, not a curated record. Gene Ontology annotation, biological process: regulation of transcription by RNA polymerase II; response to oxidative stress. NCBI's taxonomy places the organism in Eukaryota, Metazoa, Chordata, Actinopteri, Synbranchiformes, Synbranchidae. The coding region runs from base 294 to 2600 and encodes 768 amino acids. Gene Ontology annotation, cellular component: nucleus. The transcript is spliced from 16 exons.